AAAAGACUGCAAAAUACACAAAUUAGACGGCGAACUCAAUAGUUCUGAUAAAGUACGACAUAUUUGCUCCUCUUCUUGCCAGACGAAUUUUUGAUUUACUUUCAAGAUGCUGCCAACUGUAAGUGAAAAGUCUGCCGAGUCCGGCGUGACAGUCAUCACAGAUGGUGGGUCCUCUCGACGUGACAGCGCCGAGAUGAAGGCGUCGUACAAGAAGUACAUCAUUGUUGCUGUUGCUGUCAUUGUUGUUGUUGCUGUUGCUGUCGGUGGAACAUUGGGAGCAGUUCACAUGUCUAACAAAGAUGUGUGGAAGGAGUACCAUCUCCGUUUAACUGACAAGCAAGGGAAGAAAGUUGACGAAAAAGUUCAGGUUGAUCUUAAAGACAACAUCACCGUGUACAACGUGAACAACGAAAAGUUUCACGUCGCCAUGGACAACUCGAGAAGUCUGGUAGUAUACAAGAUGGAAAUGAACAACAAGUUUGCUUGUUACUUGACUCCAAUGAAGAAAUAUGAAGAGACUGACAGCAAGGACGUGGCCAACACUUUGGAACAACCGAACACCGUCCAGAACACGACAGAUGAUGUAGAAGAUGAUGAUGACCAAAAAAGCUUCGAGGUGAAUACUUCCCCGAUCAAAGAUAAGUCCAUCCUAAGUCCCAGGAUGCAGGAAUUCUGCAGGAAUCUGGAGGCAUACUGGCUCUCUCAGAAGGACGUAGAUGGCGCCAGCACCCAAACCCCGGCAGGAGGUAUUCGCCAAAAGCGAGCUUGCUCUUGGUACCGUUGCAUAAGGAUUCAACGCAUUUGUUUCAGGAUUGGUUCUCGUCGGUAUUGUUUUUAUAGAAUCACUCGUGGUUACUGUAAAAGAUGCUACUAGCUGGGGUUAAUAAACUUCUUGGUGAAAUGUCCGUUUAUCACAAGUAUUUUUGCGAAGUGUAAUUAAAUAAUCAAGUGACUUCAAAAAUUCCACGUGUGUAUUCAAGAAUAUAUCAGAACCAUAACAAUUGCAGAUCAUUUAUCCUCGAUUACUGUAAGUUAUGCAUCUUUUAGUAAGAAUUAUAUUUAUUUUUUUAUUCAUAUUCGAAAUAUGAGUAAAGGAGAUGGACUGUCAGGUGCUGACUUUUGUUAAGGUGUGCUAUUUUACGGAGUUUCUUAUGUAUGUGAAUGAUGGUAGAAAUGGUCGAAAAUAAGUUUCAUUCUCUCUGAAAUUAUGAUUAAAAGGUAAAUCAUGUAAAGGAUGUUAGGACCACAUGGUACAAAUACAGAAUGAUUUAAUUAGAAAAUUUCUUCCGAAGUUCUUAACCAGCUGCCCCGUUUUGUUUUUAAUAAGGUCCACGUCUGCAUUUUUGUUUGUUAACUGUUAUCACGACAACAGUGAAAUCAUUAUCUCAUUAUCCUAGCUAUAGAUUAUUACAUGUGAUGCAUCUUUAAGUGAUGCUUUUUUCUUGAGGUUUGCUUUAUUUUUGAAAAGUAAGAGAAGUAGAAGAUUAAAGAAAACACUAACUUUUUGCUAAGGUAGUACCAAAGUUUAUGGAGAAAUCGAUGAUGUAGGUUUUUCGUCGUCUCCAUUGUGGAAGCGCACCCCUCGGGGUGGAAAACGGGCAUUACAGGUAUUCUUUACAUCACUGAAUGAGCGAUUAUGCAUACAUUGUACCUCAAAUGAAGUAGAAAGCAAGAAACAUUUUUGUACUUUCACAGGCUUUAGUCUCUCGACACCAUUAUUGUACGGUGAGUUAUAUUUUUAAAUAAAAUGAUAACAAUUAUAA
This is a messenger RNA of Lingula anatina, 1763 nucleotides long. RefSeq lists its product as uncharacterized. Gene Ontology annotation, cellular component: extracellular region; alveolar lamellar body. The record is from RefSeq and is a predicted model, not a curated record. NCBI's taxonomy places the organism in Eukaryota, Metazoa, Brachiopoda, Lingulata, Lingulida, Lingulidae. Gene Ontology annotation, biological process: respiratory gaseous exchange by respiratory system.